GUAAAGCGGAAGUACCGGUACUUCUGUGUAAAUCCAUGCUAUAGCUAAACAAGAGGGAUUUGUUCUUCCUGAAUGCUACUCCUUUUGGAAAGGUGGGAUCAUGGCAAAGCAGCCGCUGGGGAAGACGUUGUUGAGGAACGUAAUCCGCCACACAGGUGCUCACAAUAAGAUCCAGGAGGAGAUGGAGAUGUGGAAAACACGAAACUGGGAGGUCCACACAUCCCACGACAAACAUUUGCCAGAUACAAAGAGUGUGAGGGGCCAAAUGCACUGCGAUCGAGUGUCAGAUCAGCCUAGAGACCUGAGUCGAAGCAGAGAGCGCGUCUCAGAACAUGAUGACCGAGAGGCCCGCUACUGGAGUCGCCAAUUGUAUGAAUUUAAGGCCAGUGAUCCCGACAGGUGGGGACAUAGUGGCUUUAAGGAGCUUUAUCCCGAGGAGUUUGAAAGCAACAGUGAAAAAAGUAGUGCCACAAGAAAGGUCAGCCGCCACAAAAGGAAAAAGUCCAAGUAUGAGACAGAAGCAAGUUUAUCAAAACGAUCAAAAAAAUCCUCUCGAAAGAAGAAAAAGAAAAAGAAGAAGAAAGACGAGGAGGAAAAGAGUAAGAAAGAGGAGUGCUCAAGCAGUGACAGCAACAGCGAGGACAGCAGUCCUACUACCAAAGACAAGCAGCAGAGGAAAAAGCCUAAGAGUCGACACAAAAACAAGAAAACUGAAAAAAGAGAGAGAGACGAGGACAGCUGCUCGGGCGACAGUAAUGGCGAAGAAGAAGAAAGGGAGAGAAGGACUCACAGGCACAAAAAGCGAAAGCAGGACUCCUUAUAAAGACUCGGACUCAGGGCAUAAAAAACAGGAAAGCCGCAGGUAAAGAGAGCGUGGGUGAUAGUUCUGAAGACGGAGACUGAAAGACAUGGACAGACGCACAGCUCAGGUAACAAUUGGGAAAACUACUGCAGAUUCCUUUGUUCGUCUUUACUUCAGAGGGCUUUUCUCUGCAGGGCGACAUCACUAAACCUGUGCUGUCAGCCUUCUCUGUGGGCGCUCUGUGUAGUGAUACCUCAUCCACCUCUGCAGUGGCUUGACGCACACUGUACGGCAAUGCAGGCAGCACGAAGAGGGAAGGUGGGGUAUCCACCACCUGCCUCAAUAAGAAUUAUGUCGGCUGCAGGCUCAUUGAUUGAUCAUUGAUUCGUGCCUCAGACUCAUGUCUGCCUCAUGUGGAGAUGUCGGACCUUAAUUGACCUCCGUUUUUUAUUGCACAUUUUAUUUAAGAAACAAGACACAUUAUGACACUUUCCUCACCAAUUCUUGAAGAAUGUGCAUUUGCUGUUCUAUUUUUGUUUUCAAAUAGUCUAAUAGUUGCAUGCUUGUCAUAGUUAAACAAAAAAUAUGUUGCUGUUUUUAAUAAAAUAUUGGAAUAUCAUUUUUUUUUUUUAA
This is a messenger RNA of Cyclopterus lumpus (lumpfish), 1435 nucleotides long. It is a transcript of the gene nkapd1, whose product is annotated as NKAP domain containing 1. The coding region runs from base 101 to 823 and encodes 240 amino acids. Lineage: Eukaryota; Metazoa; Chordata; Actinopteri; Perciformes; Cyclopteridae. The transcript has 6 exons. The record is from RefSeq and is a predicted model, not a curated record.